UAUUUCGGUCCCCUCGGGAAAGGGAAGGAGCUCGGGAGAGUUGUUCUCUCUCCUUUCUUCCCACCCUCGGGCGCACUCGAGGACAGUCAUUGUGGGGUACUUCCCAAAAGGACGGUGUGGAUUCUGCAUGCCCCCCCCCGAAUUUCUAGUCUCACUUUUCCCCUUCUGUAUCUUAGCAACGGAGUUUGCUCCUCCUAAAAGAUAUUUCUCUGUACAAGGUUGCCUGUCCUCCUCUUCCUUGAUCUUUUGCACCUUCCCCCCAAAUCCGCUGAAAUCUGUCAGUUUGCAGUCACUGUACUUGCCUUUUGAUUCACCCAUACAUUCCUCCCUCAGUUUGGUUAUUUUAAUUAACUGUCCUCUUCAGGUACUUUUUGUUAAGAGCAAAGUGUUUUUGUUUCGUUGCAAUUUGCCCAGGUUUUUGGAGUAUUUGGAUCUAAGAAAGGGGUUCUGUGGAGAGAAAGGUUUAGAAAGUUGGAAGGAGGAUUAAAUGCUGCCUUGUAGUCUGCUCUUGCCUGCAUGCCUCUUUAGAAAUACUCCAAAAUGAAUUCAGUAGUUUACUCUUUAGUCUGCAUGUAUCGCUGUUUGUGCGAAGAGAUGUUAUAGAACUUCAUUAAAAUUAUGUGUAGUGUGGAGAAAUUGUCUGAUUUCUUUUGAAAAAACUGAAAAAAAGUUUAUUUCUCUAAUCGUUUGUAAUGUUGGGAAUUUUUUUUUCCUGUUUAAUUAACAGAGCCAACCAAAGUUCCAGAUCAGCAGUAGGGUUAGGACAAACCAGAAUAACAAUUCUGCAGGAGAAUAAAAUAAAUAUAUGCAAUUAAUUGCUUACAAUAGCUUACAUGGAUUUAUAAGAAAAAUGUUCAUAAAGAAACAAUUUUAACAAAUGUAGAAAUAGUGUAAAUGCUAUUGAAUAAUGAAGCAUCAGCCUUAUUGCCUUCAUGAAAAUAUUUGAUUAGCCACAGUUGAAGCUCGACUGCAUGGAAUUCUGUUGUUUCACUUUGGCUUUUCUUAUUGUUGGACAUCUGAACAUAGAUCUGGUCUGGAAUCAGGAUAUGGGAGCAGGUGUAUAUGAGGGAAAGGAAAAUUUGAUAAAAAGAUUUUAAAUUUCCUUUUUUUAAAAAAAAUGAACUUUGAAUUGUAAUAUAUUUAAACUAUAUUUCCUAAAAUUAGAAAGUCACAUAAUUAAUAUGGUUUAUCACUUCACUUCAUGGUAAAAAUAUUCUAUUUUUUAAAGUCUAUGGCUUCAUAAAUUAUAUACAUAGACUAGAGCAGGGGUGUCAAACUAAUGUUGUCACGGCAUCACAUGACGUAUCAGGACUUUUUCCCCCCCUUCGCUAAACCGCGUGUCUGCGUGGCCAGCACAUGACGCAUCUGGCCCACAGGCCGGGAGUUUGACAGUCAUGGACUAGAGCAACAUGGAAAGGCUAUUCUGUACAUUUUAAGAAACUUUGCUCAGAAGAAUCUGUACAACAUCUACGGUAUUCCUACAAUGGAUUCAUGAGGGUUGCUCCACCUGCAACUGGAGCCAUCAUGGAGAAAAGUGGGAACAUUCAGUUGGAGAUUCCUGAUUUCAGCAAUUCUGUUUUGAGCCAUCUUAACCAGCUUCGCAUGCAGGGCCGGCUGUGUGACAUUGUGGUUAAUGUGCAAGGCCAAGCCUUUAGGGCGCACAAGGUAGUGCUGGCUGCUAGCUCACCUUAUUUUCGAGAUCAUAUGUCACUCAACGAAAUGAGCACAGUCUCCAUCUCUGUUAUCAAAAAUCCCACUGUGUUUGAGCAGCUCCUUUCUUUUUGCUACACAGGGAGAAUAUGCCUCCAGCUUGCUGAUAUAAUAAGUUACCUGACAGCAGCUAGUUUUCUACAAAUGCAACAUAUAAUAGACAAAUGUACACAAAUCCUGGAGGGAAUUCAUUUCAAAAUUAAUGUGGCUGAAGUUGAAAUGGAAUUGAGCCAAACAAGAGCAAAGCAUCAAGAAAGGCCCCCAGAAUCUCAUCGAGCUUCCCCGUCUCUAAAUCGUUCUCUGAGUCCUCAUCAUAGCACUCCAAAAGGCAGCCGUAUGGGCCAAGUUAGUACAGUUCUGGAUAUUCGGGAACUGAGUCCUCCUGAGGAGUCUACAAGUCCUCAAAUAAUUGAACAGAGUUCAGAUGUGGAAAGCCGGGAACCCAUACUGAGGAUUAAUAGGGCAGGUCAAUGGUAUGUAGAGACAGGAGUGGCAGACCAUGGUGGGCAGGGGGAUGAUGAUGUUAAAGUCCUUGGAGCAGUGCGAAUCAAAACAGAAAACUUGGAGGAGUGGCUGGGGGCAGAGAAUCAGCCAUCUGGAGAAGAUGGGAGCAGUGCUGAGGAGGUCACUGCCAUGGUGAUUGAUACAACAGGACAUGGAUCAGUGGGACAAGAAAGUUACGCUUUGGGCUCAUCAGGAACAAAAGUGGCCAGGCCAACCAGCACUGAAACAGACAGAUUUAGCCCUUCUGGUAGUGUGGUUACUGUAAAUGAUCGGUACAGGUCAAAAAGUGAAUCUCCAUGGCGGAUGGAUGAACCUAAGCAGCCCAGUUCCCAGGUGGAGGAGUCAGCUAUUGUUGGAGUAAGUGGCUAUGUAGAAUAUCUCCGUGAACAGGAAGUUUCUGAACGGUGGUUUCGUUACAACCCACGUCUGACUUGCAUCUACUGUGCCAAAUCCUUCAACCAGAAGGGUAGUCUGGACCGGCACAUGCGACUUCAUAUGGGCAUCACACCUUUUGUUUGCCGGAUGUGUGGCAAAAAGUAUACCCGCAAGGAUCAGUUGGAGUAUCACAUCCGGAAACAUACAGGCAACAAGCCCUUUCACUGCCAUGUCUGUGGGAAGAGCUUCCCCUUCCAGGCUAUCCUCAACCAGCACUUUCGUAAGAAUCACCCCGGCUGUAUGCCACUGGAGGGAUCGCACAGCAUCUCUCCAGAGACCACUGUCACCUCCAGAGGGCAAGCCGAGGAAGAGUCUCCUCUUCGGGAAGAAACUGGUCUGGCUGGGGAAACGGCACAGGGAUCUGUAUCAACUACUGGGCCAGAUUGAGACCAGAUGCCCAGUGGAUCAGGGGAUCUUCUGUAGGAUAAGCAAACCCCACUGGGAUGGUGAGCUCCUAUAGUUGGUUGUGCAAUGUUGCCACUGGACGAAGACACUCCUGAGAGGUUGCCAAAACAGAAAAGAUUCAGUACUGUAACUAAAGUGCUUAUGGUUUCCCUUAUUUUUCUCCAUCUCCUUGGAAAGGAGAAAACAAAAACUGGGUCAACUAGCCUCUGAUUCAGGGAUUAACAACUUCGGAGGGGUGGGCUGUUUUGUUUUGUUUUUAAGUAUUCAGUAGUGAACAAGGAGAAAUAGAUUUUUCUCAUUUCUUGGCAACAGAUCCUGUGGGCCUAUGGACUGCAGAGAUCUAGCUAUGUGUACGCAGAGCAUCAGCAUCUGUAUUUAUCAAAAUCAUUAUACCUCCAUAAGAUACAUGGGGUCAGGAAUUGGUUUUUGUUGUUUUGUGCCCCACUCUUAUUUCCCAGGUAAUUCUUUUUUGAGAACAAUGGCUGUUGUACUAUAACCAACCAUGCCUAAGUGUAUUUUAUCUCAUUUUCAUUUGAUGUAUCUUUUAAAAAAUUGACCCAUUACCUAAGGGCUUUUAUUAGGGGGAGGGGGCUUGCCAUUUCAACAUGUGUGGCCUUGCCUGUUUGUUAUAAGGCUAGCAAUUUUUUGAGCAGUAUUUUAAAGAUUACACAAUAUUUAAGUAAUUAAGCUACUGAAAAAGAAGGCAGUAACUGCAGUAUGAGGUUCUGCCAUCUUUGAAUGAUAUUUUCAGUUGUGAAAUAUGGGUAGUGCAGAACAUGUCACAAUUCUUACUUGUUCUAUGUGUGCUGCAAAAACUGAAAAGUAGAUUUCUAGUUAUGAUGAAUUUUUAAAACAGUGGCUUUUUCCAAAGGUCAUCCUUUGCCUCUCAUGCACUUGAUCUAAUGAAACAGCAAUAUUUAUAUAUCAAAAUAGAUGGAUAUCGGUGGAAGAAGAAAUCCUGUUUGUCUUUGUUUCCCUGUUUGAUAUUUUUAUAUGAAAAACAUGCAAAAAACAUGCUCCUACAAUUCAGUGGGGUAAAAGCUCCCAUUUCCUGUAAGCAAUGAAAACUUUUCCUUUACACUUCUAUAAUAUUUCACAUAUGAAGUUGGGGAGAUCUCACUUUCUCUCUCUCCUCUCUCUCUGCCAAAUCCAGCAAAUAUGCAUCUCAUGUUUCUUAAUAUUCUGUUUAUAACUAAAAGGUUACAUGUGCAGGAGAGCAAAUAUUUCAAAUAAGUGUCUUACAUUUGCAAAAUAAGUUCUAGUGGUAUUUAGUAGCAAUGCUGUAGAAUAAAGGUGAAGAGUUGGCAUAAUGCUAAUAUUAUAGAUUAUACGGAGUUAAAAUGGCUGAAGCAAAACUUAUAGGAGAAAGCUUGAGAUGUGGUGGAGCCACGAAAUGAAUGGAGAGAGGAAUUAUAAUGUUAUGGUAAAGAAAGAAACAGCUUUUUGGUGAACAUGCUUAGAUUUGUAUAAUAUUAGUAUUUCGCCAAUCUUGCCUUCUUACUCCAUGCAUUUCUUGCUUCUAAAAAUGAAACUCUUGAUUAUGCUCGCAGGAAGAAUGAAAAUUGUUCGAAGCUCUCCCCUUUCCUCCCGAUGUGUGCAUUUCUUUUUUAUGUUAACUGAGGAAUUUGUUCCAUUCCCCAAUUCAUGAUAAAGCAAGCAGUGAUUUUUCUUUGUGAUCACAAAGAUACACAGAUUCAAAACUCAUUGAAAAGAUUAACUCAUACUUGUUUAAGAGUUUGACAAGAUUCUCCCAAAGCCACACACACAUGUUUCUUCUGGAUGAAGUAGGGAGGAUAAUAGAUGUGAAUAUAUCUAUCUAUAUGCUGCUUUAAUCAUAACUUUCAAAUCUACCAAAAAGAAACAAUUUACACUAAAAAGAAUUGGAAAAUAUUUCUAGUUAGUUUAUAACAAAGUUUUUAAGCAUUUAAGAAUAGAAUUUUAAAAAUGUUACCAAACUUGUAAGGCAUACAUUUAUUUAUCUACAAGUAUGAUAUAAAUAUAUAUAUAUAAAUAUAUAUAAAUAUAUAAUUAUAAUGGGAAUAUUUCUUUGCUGAAUUGAUGACGGUGUAGCAUUUCUAUAUAAGAGUUUCCUCCAAAGCAGAAUGCAGCAAAAGUCCAUACAUAUUAAGGGGGCAAAGAGUUGUAAUGGAUUGUUGAAUGUGGCAUUUACAGAGCUGUGAGUUCCUUUUGGACUGAUACUGUGAACAGAGGAGUGACCAAGUAAUCCAGGAUUGUGUCAUCAGUCAUUACCUGCUUGCUGGUAAACUCCUCUUUAUUUAGCCUGGCCAGAAUCACUGAGAAUUUCUUGCCUCUUAGCCCAGGCUUCGUUUUAAAAGAAAAAUAAAGCUUGUGAAAUGUGCUUUUAGUUGCAGCCAUUGAAAAAUGUCAUUUUUACUUGCAUGCAAAUGAGCCAAUAUUCUUGCCUGUCUUCUUUUGAACUGGGUUUAUAGCUUUAGUUAUCCAGUCAGCUUAUUCAUACAAAAGGCUAUAUUAUGAGAAAAAGCCUGUAAGAGGCUUGUGCCAGCAAUCUUCCCAGUCCUUUCUUUCAAUAUGCCCGGAGGAGUUGGGAAACGUUUAUUUCCUUUUAUAAGCAAAACAGUUUAUUUUGAAAGCUGGACCCAGACAAAUGUGAACUUUAGGUAUGAUUCAUUCAUUGAAGCAGACAAAUUCAAAUCACAACUUGUGAAGGUUGAUUUAUUUCAACAAACCAUAAUUACAGUUAACUAUGGGUUUAUGUUCAGAUAAUAUUACCUCUGGAUGCAAUCAUGAUGUCCAAUGAGACCAGGAUUCAAUAUUUUGUUUGUGUGACUGUGUGAAGGUGCAUGUGUGUGUACAUGCAGAAAAUGAUCUUGAUCUGUGACUUUACAAAAUAUAAGAGCUGCCAAAAUA
This is a messenger RNA of Pantherophis guttatus, 5943 nucleotides long. RefSeq names its product zinc finger and BTB domain containing 37 (gene ZBTB37). The record is from RefSeq and is a predicted model, not a curated record. NCBI's taxonomy places the organism in Eukaryota, Metazoa, Chordata, Lepidosauria, Squamata, Colubridae. Gene Ontology annotation, molecular function: RNA polymerase II cis-regulatory region sequence-specific DNA binding; DNA-binding transcription factor activity, RNA polymerase II-specific; protein binding. Gene Ontology annotation, biological process: regulation of transcription by RNA polymerase II.